Molecule: messenger RNA, 4313 nt
Organism: Nematolebias whitei (Rio pearlfish)
Lineage: Eukaryota; Metazoa; Chordata; Actinopteri; Cyprinodontiformes; Rivulidae
Gene: rab3gap2
Product: RAB3 GTPase activating protein subunit 2 (non-catalytic)
Exons: 35
Coding region: 142-4260 (1372 amino acids)
Biological process (GO): regulation of GTPase activity
Source: RefSeq, a predicted model, not a curated record
GUUUUGUUUUUGUGAACAGGUUGUCGUAAAGUCUUAAAGGACGAGGAAACAGACGGAAGCUGCGUUGGUUCUGUGUUAGCCGGGAAGCUAACUGUCUGUCUGGUUCCUCGACUUCUUGGUUCCUGACUGGAUAGGAGAGGGAUGUCCUGCAGCUUGUUUGAGUUUUGUAAGAUCCAGGAGCUCAAAACGGUCCGGGACUUCUUGUUCCAGAACCAGACUACAAAGCCGGUUGAGGAGAAGAACCAAACGGCAGAUAAUGAGCUGACUUGGGAUACCUCUGACUGGGAAGCAGCAUGGGAUAGUAGUGAAAAUAAAGAGGAAGAAUCAUCUUCGGCCACAACAGUAGAGGAGGAGAGUUCAGUGCAGAGUGAACCCUGGCUCCAGGACUGUGUUGUGUCCCUGUCGCCCUGCGCCGACCUGCUGGUGGUGGCUCGAGAACAGAAGGCUGUUUUUCUGUCAGCUAAGUGGCGCACAGAUGGCAGCGGCAAGGAGGAAAUGACUCUGUCUGUGUCUUGGUCUGGAACCCUCAGCGCUGAAGAACGAGAGAGUGUGAGCAGCGUCAUUGCUAUCCCCCUAGCCAGCCAAAAAAGGAGCUCCACCGGACGACCUGACUGGACAUGCGUAGUUGUGGGCUUCACAUCGGGUUACGUUCGCUUCUACACAGAGAACGGGGUUCUGCUUCUGGCGCAGCUGCUGCAUGUGGACCCUGUGCUGAAGCUCAAAUGUCGCACGUAUGAGAUUCCUCGUCAUCCUGGUGUAACCGAACAGCAUGAGGAGCUUAGCAUCCUUUACCCUUUUGCUCUGGUCACCAUAGAUGGCUUCAGUCUCUUUCAGUCGCUGCGUGCCUGCAGGAACCAGGUGGCAAGAGCUGCAGCAGCAGGUAGUGAUGUUGUCCCACCUCCACCUCUGGCCUACAAAAAGUGGGGCCUGCAGGAGAAAGACACCAUUGUUGACCACAGUAGUGUGGGCAUUACAACACUGUGUGUGUUUGACCAAAUGAAAAAUGCAUCUAUCCUGGGUGGGUUUAAUGCUUCAGUAAAAGGCAGCCCCCCUGCCAUGAGCCAGUUUGUCACUGUAGGAGCUGGACCAUUCACGGGCUUUUACUAUGCUGUGGAGGGAAACUCUCAGCCUCUUCUGUCCCAUGUAGCUCUGGCUGUGGCCAGUAAACUCACCUCAGCUCUCUUCAGUGCUGCCAGUGGAUGGUUAGGAUGGAACAAGAAUAAAAACAAGAAUGAAGAGGAAGCUGCUCAGAAACAGAAGCCCAAAGUGGAGCCUGCAACCCCCUUAGGAAUCAGGUUUGGUCUGCCAGAUUCCCGGCGCCACGGCGAGUCCAUAUGUCUGUCUCCAUGCAACACGCUCGCUGGAGUCACAGACGACUUUGGUCGAGUGACGCUGCUGGACUUGGCUAGAGGCUUGGCCAUCCGCAUGUGGAAAGGUUACAGAGACGCCCAGCUGGGUUGGCUUCAAGUUCAAGAAGAACGUGGUGAUCGGGAGUUCUCCCCCUCUUCUUCCCUCCCCAGACGUCAUGCUCUGUUCCUCAUCAUCUUCGCCCCCCGCAGGGGUAUCCUGGAGGUGUGGGCCAUGCAGCGGGGCCCUCGAGUCGGCGCUUUCACUGUGGGAAAACAAUGCAGGUUGCUUUAUGCUGGCUACCGUCUGAUGGGGGUGAACAGUGUGACCAGUCAGGGCUGGCAGCUCCACACGCAGCAGGUGUGUCUGCUGGAUCCCACCACAGGAGCUCUGAGAACCAUCAACGUCCCUUUCCACUUAGCCCUCAGUGACAAAAAGAACGAACGAGCCAAAGACAUGCACCUUUUAAAGAGGCUGACUGCUCUGCUGAAGAUGAGCGACGUGGAUCCUGAAACUUUGGAGAGCGAAGCAAAAAGUGUCUUGUUGGAAAUUAAAUACCCUGCCAUUAAGAAGCAGGCUUUGGAGACUUUGCUGUCAAAUAAGGACACUCCUGUUUCCUGUCUUACAAAUGUUACAUGUGCCUUACAUGAUGCUUUGAAGCAACAAGCUGCAGACGAAGUGGACCCUUCGUUACUUCAGCUCUGCUUUGCACAGCUGAAAUUGCUUCAGCUCUACUCUGAUGUGCAGCAGCAUCAGUCUGAUGAAAACACCGAGGCCUGCUCAGAAAAUCAUGAGUCUCUGGAAGGCAUAGAGGAAGAGUUGUCCCGUGUCGCGCCCACCUUGCAACGCUACGCUCAGUUCACCUCAAAACCCAGCGUUUCUUUCGCUCAGGACUCCCCGGACACUCCCCUUUCCGCCCAGGCUUUUCUCUCACAGCUGGAGUGUACCGAGGACGGCGAGGUGAAGGUGAUUCGCAAGUCUGAAGCUGAGUGGAACCAACUAGGAAACUUUAUGUUCUGGGGUUGUUUAUGUUGUAAAAGCCCGAUCCAUAAAGUCUGUGAGACACUUCAAGAGGCUGGUAUCAGUCCACAGCAACUACUGUCUUUGCUGCUGAGUGUGUGGCUGCAAAGGGAAAAGGAAGUGCUGCAGAAACCUGUGGAGACGGUUAUAAACCUACACACACUACUUGUUGCUCUUAGCAACAUGAAAGGUGCAGUUGAGGAUUCAUGGGACCCACAGUCUGUGUGUCCCUGGUGGCAGCAGGUCCGAUGCACAUGCACCCAGUCCCACAACGCUGCAGCUGCGCUGCUGGCUGCUUUAGUCGCUCACCGUGCCGCCAAGGCCAGCAUCACCAGCAGAGCUGAUAGCAAGCUGCAGUCGGAGUGGGAGACCGUGUCGUUGGAGCUGGAGCAGUGGGUGGUGUGUGUUCACCAGCUGGAGGAUGUUCUGGUGCUCCAGACUCUCCUACUGGUACCUUCUCCUCAGGGAACAGCAGGGGGCGCUGCAGUUCAGUGCUCCAUCAAAACACUGCUGGAAGGAGGAACAGGUGGCGUUGCUGACAGUGUUUCCAAGUGGGCGUUCAGGCAAAACAUGGCACCAGAGCGACUGAAGGAAAUUCUUCAGAGGAAAGAAGCUUUAGAAAAGCGUGAGCAGAAUGAGGAGGAAACUGAGGAGAAGAAGAGCCAAGAGGACACAGACAGGACAGCAGAGCUGUUGGUGGCAGUAUGUCAGCGGUUCCCACACUCCCUCUCUCCUGACCUGCUUUUUGCCCACUGCUGCUGGGAGUAUGUAGUCCAGUGGAACAAAGACCCAGAGGAGCCUCAAUAUUUAUCCUGUGCUGUGGAACAUUUAAAGCUCAUCUCCAGUCCUCACAUCCAACUAGGUAUUUCCUCUAUGAUGUGGAGCACAUUUAUCGUAAAGCGCUUCUCAGCAGCUUCUUACCUCAUAGAGAAGGUGGGGAAAGCUCCCAAAGAUCGCUUAUGUCGACGAGAUGUUGGGAUGGGAGACAAAGCCAUGACAUCUUUCCUGGGCUGCUGUGUCCAGCUGCUGCAGAUCCUCAUGGAGGCAGAUUCUGCCACAGAGGAGGUUCCUGCUCCUGAGCUGUCUGUCGAGGAGGUGUGGAGUGGAGCUGAGGGCCCGGCGUCCAUAGCUGAACUCGCCUUGGACCAACGAGGCAUUCACUUUCCUCUGGUCCAACACCACUGCCUGUUAGCUUCGCUGCUACAUGCUGCCAUGAGCUUCAGCGUCAAAGUCAAACCACUCAGCCUGUUUGACAGUAAGGGUAAAAAUGCUUUCUUCAGAGAUCUGACAACCAUCCAGCUGCUGCCCAGUGGAGACAUGGACCCUACGUUGAUCUCGCAGCGAAAAGAGUUUCUAUUCCGGGUACUGUCUGCGUGGGUGCAGGCUAUAGAUGUUCCUUCCAGCUCAGCCCUGGCCCCUGGCUCAACCCCCCCACUUCCCUCUGCUGGACCUAAAGCUGACUGGUGGCCCUCCUUGUGUCUGGAGCUGGGCUCCCUGCUGCAGGUCAACCCCGACAUCCUCCGACGCCACCUCGUCUGUGAGCUCUACAACCAAGGCCUGGACCUGAGAGCUGAACAGGUCGUGUUAGAGGUAGAAGAUAAGGAUGUUCUGGGCUCUCAGCUCUUGGUGCUGACCGGUCAGAGGCUCAGCUACUCUCUGCUCCACAACCAGAAUCAGACCCAGGCUGCCAUGGAGCUGCUGGCACGACUGCCCCCCACCCUCUGCACAUGGCUCAAAGCUAUGGACCCCAGUGAGCUGCGGUGCCCUCUGGUUCCUCUGACCCAAACCAGCCGGUUAGUGAGUCGACUGAUUGAAAUGUUGCCUGAGAAUCACGCACAGUACACCCUGGCUCUGCACCUCCUGGAAGCGGUGGAUGUCCUCUCCACUGAUUGAUCUCUGUGAAGGCAACAGAGAAGUUUUCAUUGACUUUGCACAAACGGAAAAAA